CGCUUCCCACCCACAGCAGCGGCCGCCUGACGGGAUGCUGGCGGAAUGCGUGAGGCGGGCUCUGCUCUCCGGCCAGACCCAGGUGUUGGGACAACGUCCACGCGCUGCCUACUAGUCCUUAUCGUCCCGGCAUUGCAACACAUCAGCGCUACUGUGCGCUGAGCCAUUUUGGAGGCAGAGGUCGACGCCGCAGCUCGGCCCUUUCUCUCUCUCUCUCCCUCUCUCUCUCUUUUCUCUUCCCCUCUCUCCGAGUCCUCCUCUCUCCUCUCCGUGGAGGAAGCCGACGCGGAAGUUGUUGGACGGCAGCUCCUCUCCAGAAGUUGACGAUGAAGACCAGCGUCCUGCUGCUCGUGCUCGCAGCCCUCACCUGCGGGCUGGCUCAGGAGGAGGACAAUGCGGUGGAGGAGCUGCAGGUGGAGACCCUGGUGAAACCCGAAAGUUGCUCCCUAGUUUCCAGCAUGGGAGACACGAUGCAGAUCCACUACACGGGGAAGCUGAUGGACGGCAAGGUGAUCGACUCAUCUCUGUCACGGGAUCCUCUUGUUGUGGAGUUGGGGAAGAGGACAGUCAUUGCUGGUCUGGAGCAAAGCUUGAUUGGUGUGUGUGCGGGGCAGAAAAUUAAAGCCACUAUUCCUGCUCAUCUUGCAUAUGGGAAAAAAGGUUAUCCUCCCACAAUCCCAGGUGAUGCUGCCCUCGAGUUCGAGGUGGAGGUGAUUUCUCUAACGCAGCAGACUCAGUGGCAGAAGAUGGUCAACGAUGUGUUCCCACUCCUGUGUCUGGCCCUCGUCCCCACCCUGCUUGGCCUGGUGGGACUUUACCUCUACAAAAAGGCCAACGCUCAGAAACCCAACAAAAAGAAGGCAAAGGAUAAGAAGAGCAAGAAGAAAUAAGGACAAGACACAGAACUAUUUAAAUAAAUUUUU
Salarias fasciatus (jewelled blenny) is the source of this 923-nucleotide messenger RNA. RefSeq names its product FKBP prolyl isomerase 11 (gene fkbp11). Lineage: Eukaryota; Metazoa; Chordata; Actinopteri; Blenniiformes; Blenniidae. Gene Ontology annotation, biological process: protein peptidyl-prolyl isomerization. The transcript has 6 exons. Bases 327 to 890 code for a protein of 187 amino acids. Gene Ontology annotation, molecular function: peptidyl-prolyl cis-trans isomerase activity. The record is from RefSeq and is a predicted model, not a curated record. Gene Ontology annotation, cellular component: endoplasmic reticulum.